This is a messenger RNA of Aphidius gifuensis, 1927 nucleotides long. Its product is annotated as myb-like protein D. The record is from RefSeq and is a predicted model, not a curated record. NCBI's taxonomy places the organism in Eukaryota, Metazoa, Arthropoda, Insecta, Hymenoptera, Braconidae. Gene Ontology annotation, biological process: microtubule anchoring. Gene Ontology annotation, cellular component: centrosome. Bases 110 to 1591 code for a protein of 493 amino acids. The transcript is spliced from 5 exons.
GCUUUCAUGACAGAGACACAAUCACAAAUUGUAAAUUGCGCUUUAUUGAGACAGCCUAAAUAUUUACAUCGGUUGCAUCGUUUGUUCAAUUAUUAUUUUAAAACACACAAUGAUAGACGGUAACAUAUCAAUGGAAGAAGACACUGAAUUACGAGAUUUAGUAGUACAAACACUUGAAAAUAAUGGUGUACUUCCAAAAGUUAGAGCACAGCUACGAGCCAGUGUUUUUUUGGCACUUGAAGAACAAGAAUCCGUAGUGAAUCCAGAACCAUUAUUGAGUAAAACAGUAAAACAAUAUCUUGAAAAUACAGAAGGUAAAUUAUUAUUUUCAUUAGUUAGAGAAUUUCUUGAAUAUUUUGGUUUGGAUUAUACAAUAUCAGUGUAUGAUCCAGAAACAUAUAUUGGAAAAGAUUAUAAUUACAUUGGUAGAAAUAAAUUGAGUGAAAAAUUGGGAAUAAAUACAACAGAACCAUUGCUUGGUGAAUUAUUAAAAAAUACAUUAAAUAAUAUUAUAAAUAAUAAAGAAAAUAAAACUAAUGAUAGCAAUAAUAAAAAAUUAAAUGAAACGACAGCAACAACAACAACAGCAACAGCAACAACGACAAUAAAUAAUGAAGAAACAGCAACAACAAAUUUUAAUAACGAAACAUUCGAAAUAUCUGUAUCAAACAUUGAUCACAAUAAUACAACAAAAACAUUAUCAUCAAAUAAUAAUGAUGACAAUGAUACUGAAGAUGAUGAUGGUGAUGACAAUGAUGAUGAUGAUGAUGAUGACGAUGAUAAUUCAUCGGAUAAAGCUGAUAGUAUAUCUGAUUUUAGUCAUGACAUACCAAUUAAUGUGACAAUAACUGAUAAAAAAAAUAAUGAAAAUAUGUCUAUUAAUAAUGCAACACUCAGGGAAAGUACAAGUGUCAUUGAUAAUGAUAAUGAAAUGAAAAAAAAAAUUAAUAACAUUAUAAUAACAGAUGAUAAUCAAAAUACGAGCUGCUCAAAACAAAUGACAACAUUUGAUAAUACAAAUAAUAUUAUAUUGAAUGAGCAUUUAAAUAAAUAUGAUGAUAAUAAUGAUAAUACAAAUAUUAAAUUAAACAAUGUUAAUACACAUAAUAAUGCUCAAUAUAAUAAUAAAAUUGAUAUUGAUAAAAAUUUUGGUAAAACAGUUUAUUUUGAUGAAAUAAUUAAUGAUGGAAAAAAUGAAAAAAUUAAUUUGAAAAAUAGUGAUACUUUACUUGGUCAUUUACCACCAAUUGUUGUUAAUAAAAAUAAUUCAAUAUUUAGUGAUUUGCCACCUUUAAAUGGUAAAAAAACUAAUAUCAAUGAUUUAAAAGAAUUAAUGGAUAUUGGAUUGGUUGAUACAGUUGAUGCAGUUGAUAAUUACGAAGAAGAUUUUGUAUCAUCAGCAUCAGGAAGUGCAAAUGAACAAAGUCCAAAAAAAUUAAUUGAAAAAAAUAAUAUUAAAAUUGAUAAAAAAACUAAAACCGAUGAAAUAAAUAAUAGUACAAGAAGCGAAGAAAUAACUGAAGACAUUGAUGACAUUGAAGAAGUACUCAGUGCAAAUGUAUCAAGCGUGAGUGACUCAAUUGUUAUUUGAAAUUUUUUAUUAAUAAUAUUUAUAAUAAUAAUAUACCCAAUGAAAAAGCUUGAAGAUGCCAGUGCAGAUAAAAAUUUAUCUAAUUUUUCAAUGGGUAUUACGACAAAACGAGAAGAAGCUUAGCUUUUAAUUAUUAUUUAUUUAUUAUUAACAUUUUUUUUUUUUUGUUUUUAAAUCUAUUAAUGUUUUAGAAACGUGUGUUCACAUUUAAAUAUUUUCCUGCAUUUUUAAAAACAAAAAAAAAAAUUUAAAUACAAUAUCAUUAAAUUGUUAAUGAUUAAUUGAACAAAAAAAAAAAUAAUUAUUAUUCAGUGUCAAUAACAAAACACUGCCAGG